Messenger RNA from Suillus clintonianus, 928 nucleotides. RefSeq lists its product as uncharacterized. NCBI's taxonomy places the organism in Eukaryota, Fungi, Basidiomycota, Agaricomycetes, Boletales, Suillaceae. The transcript is spliced from 2 exons. The coding region runs from base 68 to 706 and encodes 212 amino acids. The record is from RefSeq and is a predicted model, not a curated record.
CGAGGAUAUCCUCGACGUCCGCACCCGCAUUGCAGAGGUUCUUGCGGGUUGCCAGUCAGAAGUCAUCAUGGAAAAUGUUGGCGGUGUUGACUUCCAAGCAGCUAUCGGUGAUGAGCUUCAGACCAUCGCACCAGUUGCGCACGAUGGGCUCGAUGCUAUUCCAUGGCUGUCGACUCCACCUGACCUUGGCCCUUCAUUGCAGCCACUAGCAUUCCAUGCCCAUCUUUUGGACCAAAAUGGGGGUCCUCUUUCACAAGAAUCUGUCGGAGCCACUAGCACCCUGCCACAGAUGGCAGAUCCUGCCAUCUGCAGACUGUUUCGAGAUCCAUGGCCCUCCGACUCUGUCAGCCAGGGGCUCGAUACACAGCCAUUUCAGACAUUCGUACCUCAGAAUGGUACGAGUUCUGAGGGGCAGACGUUAUCGUUAUUUGGCCCGUCAGCCAGACGCCACCGACAGCUGUGUCUCCCCGUUGUACAGGACGGUGAAGACAAAGUGAAGUGCACAUGGUCUGGAUGUUGGAGUGUAAUCAAAAAGGAUAAUUACGCUCGCCAUGUGAACGAGAUACAUCUGCGACAGUUUAGGGCUCUCUGCACUAGCUGCGGAAAGGCGUUCCAGCGAUCGUAUAUGAAGAAGAAUCAUAUAUGUCCUGGUCGACUAACCAAACAUAGAAGUUCCCAGACGAUGAAGUUUUCCAAAGGUGUUUAGACCAAUGUUGAUUAAGAAUUAUUUUUCUGCCUACAGCCUCUCAUAGAAAUGUAUUUGCUGAGGUUGUCAACAAACUCCUCUCGUGUUCGCGUGGACUGAUCGGACUAUGCCACGUUCAGAUAUGCACAACACAAGGGAGCUGAGGUUCCGCCGUUUGCGUUCGUUCUAUCAGGGGAGAAAUAUUAAUUCAUGAAAUAGGUAUCCACAACUAGCCUUGGGCUU